AUGGCCGAGUGCGACAGGGACGUCGUCCGAGACGCGCUGAUCAGCGCGCAGGGCUACUGCCAGUUCGGCUGCAGCAAGGUGUCCGUAGUGGGCUGCGGCAACCUGGGCACCGCCAUCGCCUACGCCCUCUGCCUGCAGGACCUGUGCAGCGACGUGGUGCUGUACGACGGAGACGACGAGCAGCUGACGAGCGAGGUGAUGGACCUGCAGGUGCCGGCGGCCUGCGGCUCCACCCGGAUACACGGCAGCACAGACCUGGCGCACACGGCGGACUCGCGGCUGUGCGUCCUGACGGCGACGGCGAGGCAGCGGCCGGGCGCCGGCAAGCAGCAGCUGCUGCGGAGGAACAUGGCGGUGCUCAGAGGGCUCGUCCCGGCGCUGGCGAGCUACAGCCCGCUCUGCGUCAUGCUCGUCGUCACCAACCCGGUGGAACCCCUCACGUACUUGACCUGGAAGCUGUCAAACUUCCCCGCGAGGCGCGUCAUAGGCGUGGGCACCCACCUUGAUUCCACCAGACUCCGGUUCGCCAUCGCCAAGGCCUUGCGGGUCCACCCGAGCAGCGUGCAGGCCACUGUCUUCGGGGAGCAUGGCGACCAGCAGAUUGCCGACCUGCCAGCGGCGAGCGUGGCGGGCGUGCGCCCCGCGGAGCUGGACGGCGAGGCCUCGCAGGGGUUCCACUCGUUCGCCCAGGUCGCCGUCAGGGACGUGAAGGACAGCGCUCGCAGGAUCGUGUGCAGCAAGGGCUUCACGCAGUGGGGGGUGGCCAUGAGCGUCGCGGCCAUCUGCAGCGCCGUGCUCAACGACACCAGGGAAGUCCUCACGGUCACCGUCUGCGCAGAGGGCUGCAAGCACGCGGAGGGACUGGACGUGUUCGUGUCGCUGCCCGCGGCGCUGUGCUUGCACGGCGUGCACGCCGUCAUGAAGCCGCACCUCCCGCCGCAGCUGCAGCGCAGCCUGUGCGACGUCCCGCCGCAGCUGCUGGCGGCGCAGCGCCUCGUCGACCAGUUCCUGGCGGCGGCCCGCGUCUGA
Molecule: messenger RNA, 1029 nt
Organism: Bacillus rossius redtenbacheri
Lineage: Eukaryota; Metazoa; Arthropoda; Insecta; Phasmatodea; Bacillidae
Product: L-lactate dehydrogenase-like
Exons: 7
Coding region: 1-1029 (342 amino acids)
Biological process (GO): pyruvate metabolic process; lactate metabolic process
Molecular function (GO): L-lactate dehydrogenase (NAD+) activity
Source: RefSeq, a predicted model, not a curated record